This is a messenger RNA of Perca flavescens (yellow perch), 939 nucleotides long. RefSeq names its product NELL (neural EGFL like) family member 3 (gene nell3). Gene Ontology annotation, molecular function: heparin binding. The transcript is spliced from 3 exons. NCBI's taxonomy places the organism in Eukaryota, Metazoa, Chordata, Actinopteri, Perciformes, Percidae. The coding region runs from base 1 to 939 and encodes 312 amino acids. The record is from RefSeq and is a predicted model, not a curated record.
AUGGUUUUAGUAACACCAGUGCUGUUGCUGCUGCUGUCUUUGGUAUCACUGCAAGCUGUCGCAGAGAUUUGCCGCGGGACGCACUGCUACGGCGCGGAAACCGGCGAUCCAAGACCGUGCACCGGAGCGCACUGUCCGGGGAGCAGAUCCUCCAGAACGCCGCGGCAGUUUAACCCGACAACGCAGGGGAGAGCGGCGCAUAUAGUGGCCAGCCAACACCAUGCGUACCCGAGCUCUCCAAGAGCAGCAUCGGAAGCCUAUCCGGCUGUCCAGACACUUCGCGUGCGGCACAGUGACAGCGGCACACGUAUAAAAGCGCCUGAAGUUUUACCUGCACGAUGCACCGAUGCGGACUGCGCCGCUCUUGUGAAACAACUUCAACCCACUAAUGACACCCAAGAAUGUAGAGGGAUCGAGUGCAGACUGCCACUGAGGAUACGGCCAAAAGCUCGAGCAAAGUCUUGUGUGGGAGAGGGGUGUAGUUCAGAGGAGAGCCAGCCUGUCCAUCUGUCCGACAGAGCCGCACAGUUUCUGGGAGAUUUUCCGGAACUUGGAUAUCCGUCAUCGGAACUUGGCGGCGCGCCUUUGGGUGUCCAGCUCACAUGUGACAUCAAGCCAGGGGAGAAUGAAGUUCCCUCAGAAGAUGCCCUCAUCUUGCACCUCCAGCUGGCAAAGGGGCAGGAGAAGCUGGUGGAGGCCCUGCGAGGCCAGCAGAUGGUCAUCCGCGACCUGCAGCAGAAGCUCGCCGACCAACAGGAGGCGCUACUGUCCCAGCAGAGGGAGAUCCUGGACCAGCAGCGGCGCAUGUAUGAGCAGAUGGAUGUGGUAAAGGCCCAGUACGGCCUCCUCUCAGACACUGUCAAACAGGUUUCCUUCCAGGGUCUGCAGGCUGAGCUGCAGAGCUACUUUGAGAGCCACCUGGCGAGAGGAGUUUUGUGA